GCAUUUAACCUUUUAAAGUCAUCAACAAUACAAUAUUUUUUCAUAAUCUGAUACCAAAAAGCGCAUUCUUUUUAUUCUUUUCCUUCUUUUUCAACCCAUCCUCCAACAAAGACUUGCAGCAACACACCAGCUUUAAAUCAUAAGCCUUCAACCAUUGAUAAACAUCUACAACAGACAUUACACACAUACACACCAUAACACACAUACAGACACACUUACAUACAUACAUAAAUACAUACAUACAUACAUACAUACACACGCACGCACACAUGUUGACAAAAAAUGAAGGCAAAACAUUCACAACACUUGACCAAAGUUCUAUGCCCAACUUCAAUUCCUCUUGGGUCAAUUACAAAGGUGCAUGGUUUACAACCAUCUUUGUUGUCGUUGGCUUGAAAGCCUUAUUUACAGUGAUACCUUUUAUUUCACCGGAAGCAAGUUGGACACUCACCAAUUUGACCUUCAACUUUGGUCAUUACAUCAUGUUCCAUUGGGUGCAAGGCAUUCCCUUUGACAACAAUCAAGGAGCUUACGAUGGAUUAACUUUAUGGGAACAAAUUGACGGAGGAGUGCAAUUCACAGCCACUCGUAAAUUCUUAACAGCGGUGCCUAUAGCCUUAUUUUUGUUGAGUACACAUUACACACACUAUGACUUUUUUUUAUUCUUCAUCAACUUUGCGUCCUUGUUAGUGGUUCUUAUUGCCAAGUUACCCGUCAUGCAUAGAGUACGCAUCUUUGGUAUCAACGCACUGGACUAUGAAAUGGAUUAACAAGGAACGGGAGAGGAGACCGCAGAGACAAUUUUUCUUUAUUAGAACUGGGACGUACGUAUAACAAGAAAAUACAAAAAAAGUGUGAAUACCGCCCAUCGAUCGAACCACGCUUCUUUGACUACGUUUUAUGUAUUUAAAUAUCUAUGCUCAUCCAUAUUAUCCAAAGCAGUUCAUCCUAUUACAUCUACCCUCCUACCCACACACACACACACACAUACACACACACCCUCUGCCCGCUCUUUCCCUCAUCCCAUUGAACCUUUCUUGGUUUUUUUUUUUUGGUUUUUUUU
This is a messenger RNA of Mycotypha africana, 1063 nucleotides long. Its product is annotated as ORMDL family. Gene Ontology annotation, biological process: negative regulation of ceramide biosynthetic process; intracellular sphingolipid homeostasis; ceramide metabolic process. The record is from RefSeq and is a predicted model, not a curated record. Gene Ontology annotation, cellular component: endoplasmic reticulum membrane. The coding region runs from base 270 to 770 and encodes 166 amino acids. The transcript has 3 exons. Lineage: Eukaryota; Fungi; Mucoromycota; Mucoromycetes; Mucorales; Mycotyphaceae.